AUGGCCUCUUUCUUCAAGAACGCCUUUGGAGGCGAAAAGGCCCCCGCGGCCGCGAAUCCAGACUCGGAUUUCGCCGACUUCGCCGAAGCUCCUAGUCCAGCUCCUGAGGUCGGUACUCAGGAUGCGACAGCUGGAAGUGCUGCUGCUGCUGCUGCCACUCAGGUUCCUUACACCAAGUGGUACAAUGUCCACGAACGUCAUUCCAUCUCCGAGUUCAAGAUGGAGGGCAUCAUCCUUCUCAUCUCGAGUGUCAUCUUCUUCCUCCACAUGGUUGGCGCUCGUCGCAACCGCUCCAGGGCCAAGGGCUGGAUCCGUGCUCACGCUCCCAUCCUCCAGAAGGAGUACGCUCUCGUCGGCUUCGGUGGCGUCCCCACUGUCGAUAACGAGGACCUCAACCCCGAUAAGCUGAUCAAGGAGAAGUCCCUCUUUGAGUUCGCAACCUACGCUACCGGCCGACAGAACACGGCUUUUACCGAUGUCAAGCUCACUCUGACCAAGAAGUUCAACCCCAUUGUCAACACCUUCGAGCAUCUCGCUGGCUUCUUCGUCGAGUCUGUUCCCGCACCCAAGGAUGCCGUCGAGGUCCUGACUUACCCCUUCGAUGGCAAGGAGAACCUUACCGUUCCCUCUGUUCCUGGUGCCGCUGAGAUUCGUGCCAAGGAUGGCAAGAGCACUUACGAUGGUUUCGUUUGGGGUGUUGUCCACAAGGACGUCAUGCGCCGAGUCCGCGACGAGCGAUACGACAUUUCUCUUACUUUCACCAAGGACAACCCUAAGCUUCCUGCUUGGCUCACUGUCAUGAGCGAGAGCGCCGAAAUCACCGAUACCCUUCUUACUCCUGAGCUCAUUGCCGCUAUCGAAGCCGCCGGUGACCACUUCGAGUACAUGAUCAUCUCUGACCAGCCCGUCGACAAGCCUCUCACCCUCGAGGAGACCGCUCCUCGCAAGCGCCUCUUCCUCAAGUACUCUCUUCCCUCCAACGGAAUCUACGACACUCUUCUGCCUCUCUUCUCGCACUACCUCCAGCUUCCCGAUCUCCUUGUCAAGGUUGCCCACUUCCGCCCUGAGGUCAGCAAGAAGGUUCGUACCAUCCGUGAGAGCGCCAUUGCCGAGAUCAAGAAGUCCGCCGAGAGUCAGCGCCAAGAAGAACUUCUUCUCGAGAAGGAGAAGGCCCGUAAGGCUAAGCGUGAUGCUGAACUCAAGGGUCUUGACGCCAAGGCUCAAAAGCGAUACCUCGAGAAGGAGAGGGAAAAGGAGAUGCGCAAGAACCAAAAGCGACAGACACAGCGUGCUUAG
Messenger RNA from Fusarium coffeatum, 1296 nucleotides. RefSeq lists its product as uncharacterized. Lineage: Eukaryota; Fungi; Ascomycota; Sordariomycetes; Hypocreales; Nectriaceae. Gene Ontology annotation, biological process: endoplasmic reticulum calcium ion homeostasis. Gene Ontology annotation, cellular component: endoplasmic reticulum. The record is from RefSeq and is a predicted model, not a curated record. Bases 1 to 1296 code for a protein of 431 amino acids. The transcript is spliced from 2 exons. Gene Ontology annotation, molecular function: calcium ion binding.